This is a messenger RNA of Wyeomyia smithii (pitcher-plant mosquito), 3199 nucleotides long. It is a transcript of the gene yps, whose product is annotated as Y-box factor homolog. Gene Ontology annotation, biological process: regulation of gene expression. The transcript has a single exon. Lineage: Eukaryota; Metazoa; Arthropoda; Insecta; Diptera; Culicidae. Gene Ontology annotation, molecular function: nucleic acid binding. Gene Ontology annotation, cellular component: nucleus. The record is from RefSeq and is a predicted model, not a curated record. The coding region runs from base 277 to 1299 and encodes 340 amino acids.
UUUGCCCUAGUCGUGUGUCUCGACAUGCGGUACCAGCAGCUGCCUUGGUGAAAAAGUAAAAAUGUGACUGUGCUUCUAGAUGGGAGAAUAAAAUCCAUAAAUUUGCCGAAAAUACGAUCCAAACUAGCAUGACUAUUACGUCAAUUCCUGCAUCAUAACAACUAGCAACCAACAUCAAAUAGUCACAGAACAGUGAAUCUUAACAUCUCAGUUUUUCCAAUUUGAAAAAUUGCAGUGCGGUCUAUUCAUAUAAUCAGCAGGCAGAGGUAUAACAACAUGGCUGACCAACAGGCAGUAAAUGCGCCAGAACAGCAACAGCCAGCACCGCCACAACAACAGCAGCAGCAAAUUCCUCAACAACAGCAGCAAUCACCUCCGGAACAAGUUCCGGCCAAUAACAAGGUAGUGGUCCCACAGCAGCAAAAAGAAGUUAUUGCUGUCAAGGUAAGCGGUGUGGUUAAAUGGUUUAACGUCAAAAGCGGAUACGGUUUCAUCAAUCGGGGUGAUACUCAAGAAGAUGUGUUUGUCCAUCAGUCGGCAAUUGCACGUAACAAUCCUAAAAAAGCCGUCCGUUCCGUUGGCGAUGGAGAGGUUGUCGAAUUCGAUGUUGUCAUUGGUGAAAAAGGUAAUGAGGCUGCCAAUGUAACUGGUCCGCAGGGUGAAGCGGUGAAGGGAAGCCCUUAUGCCGCAGAGAAACGCCGCGGUUAUCGGCAAUGGUGGCAAAAACGUGGCCAACGUCGCCCCGGGCCACCAAGAUCAAAUGAUGAAGACUUUACAGAUGAACCAUUAGAAAAUUUAGCGCCCCCACCCCCAAUGCAACCUCAGCAACUACAAGUGAAACAUCAAGCACCGCAACAACAGCGACGUUUUCCGCCUCGAGGCCGCGGUGGUUACUCCUAUUAUCGGGGUCCUCCUCCUAGAGGUCCACGUAGAGAUGGUAACCCGAUGAAUGACAACGGAUUAGUUGAUCAAAAUCAAUUGGUUGAUGGUCAGAACGGUCCUCGGGGUGGACGUGGUGGUGGUUCAAGACGUUUCUUCCGUCGUAACUAUCGUAAUGGAGGUAGAGCAAUGGGUGGUCCAGGCGGCCCUCCUCGCAGAGGUGGAUACCGUGGAGACUACCAAAAUGAUUAUCAUCAGAAUGGGCCAGAACAACCACGUCGUAUGCCACCGGGACGCGGCGGUGGACGUCCCCGUUAUCCACGCCGUGGAGCACGAAACACGCAAAGACCACGAAAUGACGGAGCAGGUGGUGGUAACAAUAAUGCUGUGCAAAACACCACUACGGAGAGUUCCGCUUAGAUCGAUGGCAUAAGCAAGAUGAGAACAUAGCAGAUUGGUAAUUAACAUCAUCAAUACAAAUUUCACCAUCUCACAUGCGAACAAUCAGAAUUCGCAAAAAGAAGCAAGCAGCAAUUUUGCCUGCUGGUGAGAUUGGUGUCUUUAGAAAGGCUCUUGAAGCGUAAAUGGAACAAACUAUAUAGAAUAUAGAGAAGUGUAACAACCUAUACUAUUUUAAAUGUAACUAUUCAAUUGACAACCAAAUUGAAUAUUGGAUCGUGUUGUGAAAGAAAAGUUUAAAUUUUGAAUCGAAUCGGAAAAGCAAAUAAAAACACUGUAAUAUCAACAAAGCAAAAGCAGCUCGUUGGAAGAGGAGUGCGACGAAGCACGUCGGGUUAGGUCGAAUUUUACUAUUAACGCUGGCUGAUUAGGCUGUUCUCUAACCAUGCGCAAAAGUAUCGCUGAAAUAGUUGAAAAAAAACAGUAAUUCGGACGGAUUGUCCUUUGGCAUUUAAUGCCCUAUAUAGCAUGAUACCAUCAUUAAACCAUCUACGUACCUAAAACAUCUCAAACAAGAAAGUCUAGUUUUUAAGGCCUUUCGACAUCAUAGGACUUUAAUAUCCUUGCACUAAGAAUGGAUUUUCUUGUCAGAAUAACUGUUUAGCGGCGAUAUUAGGUUUAAACCUUGUCACACAGUUAGGAGUACCGGUUAACUCAGUCCACGGUAGUCAAACGACGCAAACACCCCCCGUACAAUCGUUAAUAAAUUCUGUUUUUUCGUAUCGUUUUCCAAAAUUUCAAACAGUUUUGUUGCCUUGGAUUGUCAUUAAAGUCCGAGUGGUUUAAAUUAGCGUUAAGUUAAUAACUGAAACUGUGAAACAUAAAAUAUCGAAACAACCAAUAUUCGGUUUGGUUCAAAAUAAAGGUUCUGAUUUGAUACUAUUAAAAAGUAAUUAAAGUAAUACCGAGAAGCAGAAAUUUACAAUAAUAAAAACUUACAAUAUCCAUUGAAACGAAAAUAAAAACUAACCAAACAGCAAAAGUAGUGGAGAAUGUUUAAGGUAAGGUACAUAAACUCGCAAAAAGAGAAAGAGAGAACAUUAAAGCAUCGUCAGGCUAGUUAGGAAGCUGGUAAAAAAGAUGCAAUCUUUACCGCCACCGCCGCCGGGUCAAGCCACCAAAUUUCUUUUUCUUAUCGUGAACUCUAGUAUCGUUCGUGUUACUUUUCUGUUUUGUGUUUGCUUUACCACACAGUCACGAGCAGGAUAUUUUUAGUAUUUGAAAUCGGGGCGCUAAACCCGCUCCGUAUUUUUAUUUUAAGCAGUCUAAAACAUUUUUACAUAGCUACACACGUCACACUAUCACUACAGACAUAAAGUAAAGCAUUUUUAUCGAUGUUCUUUGAUGCGUAGAAAUAUCAUUUUUAAGAAAAUUAUCUAACCCCUCUUUCAACCAAAAAUAUUUAACAACGGCAAACAUAUGCUAGGGACAAAUCCUUUAAAACAACAUUGAAUGUACUUGUCGAUAUGGAUAGAUGCAACAUGAAAUAAUAAAUGAAUAACAAGCAACACGAUUUAAGGAGUGAAAAUAAAACCAGUUCUAUAAACAAUGCUAUAAACUGUAAGGAAUGAUACAAGUAAACUACUUUAAUAAGAAAGAAAAAACUUGAACUAGUAAUAAAGAUAAAACACGUUUGAUGAUUGCUCCACGAAAAAAAACAUACAUAAGAAAUAAGGUUACAGUACAUUUGAAAAUAAACGCUGAGAGUGCAUACAUCUGUACAAGAAUAACGAAACGCAAGAGACCUAUUAACCAUCUGCCGAAUUAAGACCACGCUAAUCUAACAUCAGAACAGCAUACUGUAAUUGAUUUACGAAAACAAACAAAAAAUGGAUUAAAUCUGCAAAAAAAUUGAAAAAAA